Molecule: messenger RNA, 881 nt
Organism: Erythranthe guttata (spotted monkey flower)
Lineage: Eukaryota; Viridiplantae; Streptophyta; Magnoliopsida; Lamiales; Phrymaceae
Source: RefSeq, a predicted model, not a curated record
AUGCAAAAGAUCAUAAUAUCAAUUCAUGGAUACAAAUUUCGAAUUAAAUUCGAUCUAGAUUUUGGUAACGAUGAUCUUCUUCUGUACAUCUCUCAGAGGUCUAGUCAGCUCAAACGUCUUCAACUUGUAAAUUGCUAUGGCAUAUCAUACGAUUGUUUGAUCGAAGCAAUUAAAAACUUGCCUCUUUUGGAGGAGCUGCAUCUAUAUUACAUCUAUAUCAUUCCGGAAACUAUUGCAAGUAUCGGCCGCAGUUGCCCACUAUUGAAGUCGUUUACAUUGAACAGCCACCGGUCCAAGCACGUAGUGUGUGAUCUCGAGGCGCUAGCAAUUGCAGAAAACAUGCCUGGACUAGUCCACCUUCAACUUUUCGGAAAUACAAUGACCAAUGAGGGCUUAAAUGCCAUUCUCGAAGGUUGUCCAAAUCUCGAAUCACUUGAUCUGAGACGAUGUUUCAAUGUCCUUUUAUGUGGGGACUUGGGAAAAUUAUGUUCCGAGAGGAUUAAAGAUCUUAAGCUUCCUCAUGACUCGAUCGAUGAUUAUAAAUUCCGUGACACUGAAAUUAUCAGUGAUGAAGCAUCCGAUGAUGAUUAUGUUUCUGGGUUUUCUGACAUGGAUAUGGUGUCUGAUUACGAAGAUUAUUUGUCUCGGGAGGUGAGUAUGAUUCUGAAGACGGGCUUUGGUAUUAAUUAACGACGUUAAAUGAAGGGGGAAUUGGUAAUGAUGGUAUCAUCUUCUGUAAUCUCUUAGUUCUUUCUGGUUGCUGAUGACUUGGGCUUAUUUGUCAUCUAAUAAUGGAACUCGUUGUGCUUUUGUUAUGUAAAAUUUGGUCUACUGUUGUGUAAAAUUUGUUAUUUUGCGAAAAUAUAUCAACAAAAUGAGUU